This is a messenger RNA of Cimex lectularius (bed bug), 1602 nucleotides long. Its product is annotated as tektin-2. The transcript has 7 exons. The record is from RefSeq and is a predicted model, not a curated record. Gene Ontology annotation, cellular component: microtubule cytoskeleton; nucleus. The coding region runs from base 258 to 1547 and encodes 429 amino acids. Lineage: Eukaryota; Metazoa; Arthropoda; Insecta; Hemiptera; Cimicidae. Gene Ontology annotation, biological process: cilium assembly; cilium movement involved in cell motility.
UGGAAUAAAUGUCAAAUUCUCGACAAAAUUGAUAGAUUUUACUUAUUAAUUUUUAAACAAGUUUUUGUUUAAAAAUAUAUAAAUCAAAACAAAAAAAACAAAUAUGUAUUUUCUCUCAGCAGAGAUACUUAAUUAAGCAUAUGUUUGAUCAAUUUAUCUCAAAAACCGUUUCCGUAGUUACUUGGGAGCUUUUGAAUUAGAGGCAGAAAAUCAGAUAAACUGGAUUAAAUUUCUGUUCUGUCCAAAGAAAUUGUAGUAUGCAUUCUAUAGUGACUUUAGAAAAACCAACGCCCAGAGUACCUUUGCCAGACUGGCAUGGGAAAGUAUGGGAACUUCGACAGACGUGUGAUACGAGACGGAAUGAUGCUUUCAAUCUUAGAAAUGAAGCGAGGCAGCUUAGAAAUGAGACGGAUGCGACAACGUACUGGUCGACUUACCACAAUGACAGCAGGCUUGCCGAGAGAAUUUUGGAAAUUACAAAAUGGCGUAACACCAUGGAGGACCUGAUCGCUUCGAUUAACAGAGAGCUAUUGAGUUUAAAAAAUGAGAAAGCACUUACUGAAAAGGAAAUCGAGUUUUUAGGAUUGGGUUUUACUGUUGUAAACGAAUGCUUGACUCAAAGAGAUCAAAGAGGAGGAGCUGAUUUGUGCACAGAUGAAGCUGAACUGGAGAUUAAAAAAGAACUGAGGCUCCUGGAAGCCCAAAAAUUGAUGAUGUCACAAAAAUGUAUGGAUUGUUGGGAACAAGUCAAUCGGAUGGAGGAAGUCAAAAGUAAAAUCAUCACAGAUAUAUUAGAAAAAGAAGACACUCUGACUAUAGAUCAUAGCGCACUUGGGAUUGAUAAAAGCGGUGCAAAUAUUUCAUACAAGAGUGACCCAACAAGGAUCCCAGAUGACAUGGUUUCGUACAAAUGCUGGCUGGAGCAUUGUUUCUACUUGAAAAUGUUAGCCGAUAAUGAGCUCAUUUCGUCUCAGAAUCUGAGAGAGAGUAUGUACGUCCCAAGGGAAAGAUCGAGGAAUGAUUUGAAAGCUCAAAACGAUUCGACAAAUUUUUCAAUUAGAAAGAGGAUAUUUGAGACUCAACGCAUUAAAAAUGAACUCGACUGGCAAAGAUUAAAUAUGGUAAAGGAUAUGGAGAAGUUACAUAAAGAGGUUGUAUUGCUGGAAGAUGCAUUGGCAAAUAAGGCUAAUGCAUUGAAGUUGGCUGAGACUAGACUUGAGAGAAGGCUGUUCAGGCCAAGCCAAGAGUGUUGCCGAGAUGAUGCAGCCAUAGGACUUGAAAAUGAAGUCCACACAUUAAAAGAAACCAAUGCUGCACUUGAAGCCAUGCUAAACCAGGCAAAGGCUACAUUCAAUGCAUUGGAAGACCAGUUGGUCAUCAUCGACCGAGAGCUACACAACAAGAAUCAUGCCUUACAGACCGAUCUGAGGUGUCUUGAUCUCAGAAAUCGCCUGGUGACAGGAGACAGGGCUCCGCCCAAUACCCAGACAGAUAGAAAUAUAAUUCUGACGCGAAUGCAGGAUGAAAUACCAUUGGAAACCAACUAAAUAAAUGUUUUGACUACUAUCAUUAUAACUAUAAUAGAUAAAUUCAUUGGCUGAA